AUGCAGCGGGCCUGCGGGGAUGGGCCCGCGGAGCUGCCGGCCUUGGAGGACCCCGGCGCGGAGGGGGAACCCGACCCCAAGGCCAAGCAGAACGAGCCGCGGCGAGAGCCCGAGCCCGAGCCCGAGCCGGACACUGAGCCCGAGCCGGACACUGAGCCCGAGCCGGAUGCUGACCUCGCUCCCGACCCAGAACGCGAGCCCGCUCCCGAGUCUGAGCCCGAGCCCGAAAGGCCCGCGGAGGCCGAGCUCCAGACCCGGGUCCCUGCCUCAGCCCCUUUGACAGUCCAGAACCCGGCUGAGCAAGGCGACGUCAGCCUCCAGGAACGCCGCCCCCGCCCCGUGGCCAGGACCAGGACCAAGACUAAAGGCAAGAAAGACGCCGAAGUGCGCGUGCCCGACGAGUCCCGGGGCCGCCGGCCUCUCACUGUCACCGUGGACAGCUCCAAGGCCAGGACCUCCCUGGAAGCCCUCAAGAUCAGCCUUCGGCAGCUCAAGUGGAGGGAGGUGAGCCCCUCCAUCCCGCCCUCCAGCCUCUUGGGAAAAUUUCCCUUUGGUCGUCGCUUGCCCUGUGAUAUCUACUGGCAUGGAGUUUCCUUUCAUGAUAGUGACAUACUCUCAGGUCAAGUGAACAAGUUCCCAGGCAUGACAGAAAUGGUGCGGAAAAUUACGCUGAGCCGAGCCGUGAGAAUCAUGCAAGAUCUCUUUCCUGAGGAGUACAACUUCUAUCCUCGCUCAUGGAUUUUGCCUGAUGAAUUCCAACUGUUUGUUGCUCAGGUUCGAAUGGUGAAAGAUGGUGACCCCUGCUGGAAGCCCACUUUCAUUGUGAAACCUGAUGGUGGUUGUCAAGGUGAUGGAAUCUACCUCAUUAAAGACCCCAGUGACAUUCGAAUGGCAGGAAACCUCCAGAGCAGGCCAGCUGUGGUCCAGGAAUACAUCUGUAAACCUCUCCUCAUUGACAAGCUGAAAUUUGAUAUUCGUCUGUACGUCUUACUAAAGUCUUUAGAUCCCUUAGAGAUUUAUAUAGCCAAAGAUGGACUCUCUAGAUUUUGUACAGAGCCAUAUCAGGAGCCUAAUUUUGGAAAUUUACAUCAUGUAUUUAUGCACUUAACCAACUAUUCAUUGAAUAUCCACAGUGGAAACUUCAUUCAUUCUGACAAUGCCAAUACCGGCAGCAAAAGGACUUUCUCCAGCAUCCUUUGCAGACUUUCUUCCAAAGGAGUUGACAUCAAGAAAAUCUGGUCAGACAUUAUUUCUUUGGUCAUUAAGACUGUUAUUGCACUAACACCAGAGCUCAAAGUAUUCUAUCAAUCUGAUAUACCAUCAGGAAGGCCUGGGCCAACAUGCUUCCAGAUCUUAGGAUUUGACAUUCUUCUAAUGAAAAAUUUGAAGCCUAUGUUGCUAGAAGUAAAUGCAAACCCCAGCAUGAGAAUAGAACAUGAACAAGAGCUUUCUCCAGGGGUGUUUGAAAAUGUUCCAAGUCUUGUCGAUGAAGAAGUAAAAGUAGCAGUAAUCAGAGAUACUCUCCGCCUAAUUGACCCACUGAAGAAUAAGAAAAAAGAAAACCGAUCCAAUGGUCUUUCCACAACAACAUCAAAGACAAAGAGUCAAGAAAAGGAAAGCUGGUUCCAGGCUGAGAGGCAUCUACUGCCGGGCAUUGAAGCAGGUCAGCUGAGACAAGGAAGCAGAGGCCCAGAGAGGGGAAGAAUCUUGCCCAAGCUCAUACACUUUCCAGAUAUCUUUAUGGACAGAAAAUGCAGAUUCCCAUCCAUUUUUCACAGAAUGUCUCCAUCGAAGCUUCAGUUUUCAAAGUUUUCCAUAGUCAGAUCUGAACAGUGUAAUAAGAUAUCAGGAAUGAGAGAAGAAUCCAGAGAGGGGACAGAUGAACCACAGUCAGCAGAUAUUUUUGAUGCAGAAGCUUAUAUGAACAAUGAAGCCAGCUUACCCUCGAUCUGCCUCAAGCAAGUAUUCCCCAAGUAUGCAAAGCAGUUCAACUAUUUGCGUUUGGUGGACAGGAUGGCCAAUCUGUUUAUCCGAUUCCUUGGAAUAAAGGGGACGACAAGGUUGGGACCAACAGGGUUCCGCACUUUCAUAAGGAACUGCAGACUCAGUAGCAGCACCUUCUCAAUGGCAUCUGUAGAUAUUCUGUAUAUUGACAUAACAAGAAGGUGGAACUCCAUGGGCCUUGAACAGAAGGAAUCAGAUAAGAAUGCUGACCCUAAGAAAAGAGAAGUACCUGCCCAGGGUAUGUGUUUGCAAGCCUUUGUGGAAGCAUUCUUCUUCCUGGCCCAGAGAAGGUUCAAGCAUUCAUCACUGCAAGAGCAAGUUGCCUCUUUGGUCGACCUGUGUGAAUACCACCUGACCCUGCUGGAUGAGAAACGUCUACUCUAUAGCAAAGGCACCUCCUCUGGCAGGCCUCCCAACAGCAGUUCUUCCCAAGAAAGGCUCCCUCUCACCCAGCCGCCAAAUGGGUCUUUCCUUCCCCGAAAUAACACUGCCAAUAAAUUUACCCACUACAGACAUCCUCAGUCUUGAGGGAUGGCACUUUGGUAUGGAAGAAGAAACUCAUAGAGAAUGUCAGGGCUGAUGAGGGCUCCCCACCCCAUAAGCAUGUGACUGCUGGUGAAAUGUGGAAUGCCAAGUCUUUCUUUUGCUAAAUGCUCUCACCUGUUUAUUUCCCAUUUCCCCGAGUUCCACGCUUCCAAAAGUGAAUGCCCUAUGUACAACUGUCUGUGACCCCAGCCCUUCUUUUUCAGUUCAUCAGUGGAUGGACUAUGUACCUUCUGUGACAAAGGCCAUCCUUCUUACUUUAUGGAAUACCGCAUAUGAAGACAGUGGGCAUGAAUUCAUACUGUCAAGACCACUGACUCCUGGGGAUGAUAGCCAUGGAGGAGACAGCCCAAGGAAAAGAAAUCUCAGGGUUUCUGUGGCCUCUUCAAGAACUGAGAGCCAUUUUAUAUCACCCUCUAUCAUAAUGGAAAAUUAUUUGGGAGAAUCAAGUAGGAGUAUGCAAAUCUGCAAUCCCUAAUAUAUAUGCAUGUGUCUCAA
Messenger RNA from Vombatus ursinus (common wombat), 3045 nucleotides. Its product is annotated as tubulin polyglutamylase TTLL11-like. Gene Ontology annotation, biological process: microtubule cytoskeleton organization; protein polyglutamylation. Gene Ontology annotation, molecular function: tubulin-glutamic acid ligase activity; tubulin binding. The transcript is spliced from 15 exons. The record is from RefSeq and is a predicted model, not a curated record. Bases 1 to 2532 code for a protein of 843 amino acids. Gene Ontology annotation, cellular component: cilium. NCBI's taxonomy places the organism in Eukaryota, Metazoa, Chordata, Mammalia, Diprotodontia, Vombatidae.